GACACCAAAACUGCAUGCAGUAUUCCAGAUUUUUCCCUCUAGCUGAGCAAGUGAUACACAACGAAAUAUGCCUGAGCAAAGCAAUGAUUACAGGGUUGUUGUGUUUGGAGCUGGAGGAGUGGGCAAAAGUUCAUUGGUCUUGAGAUUUGUGAAAGGCACUUUCAGAGAGAGCUACAUCCCUACCAUUGAAGACACCUAUCGGCAGGGGAUCAGCUGUGAUAAGAGCAUAUGCACUUUGCAGAUAACUGACACUACAGGGAGCCAUCAAUUUCCAGCAAUGCAACGUCUUUCUAUUUCUAAAGGACACGCUUUCAUUUUGGUUUACUCUAUCACCAGCCGGCAGUCCUUAGAGGAACUCAAGCCAAUCUAUGAACAAAUAUGUCAGAUUAAAGGAGACAUAGAAAGCAUUCCAAUAAUGUUGGUGGGGAACAAAAAUGAUGAAAACCAAAAUCGAGAGGUGGAGAGCAGUGAAGGAGAAGCCAUGGCUAAGAAGUGGAAAUGUGCCUUCAUGGAGACCUCUGCUAAGAUGAACCACAAUGUGAAAGAGUUGUUCCAAGAAUUGCUAAACCUAGAGAAACGCAGGACUGUGAGUUUACAAAUUGAUGGCAAAAAAAGCAAGCAGCAGAAAAGAAAGGAGAAGCUGAAAGGCAAAUGUGUGGUGAUGUGAAAUUGCACUGCAAGAAGUCAUCCAUGAAUUCUCAUCUGACAAUACGCAUGUAAAACCUAUAGAGAGCAAACAGCCAUGCAAGAUCCUAUUUAUUAGUAUCUGUUUUAAAAGAAAUAUUCUGAAUUUGAAAAAAUGAGGUACUAUGGUUACUAUGAAAAAAAGUCAACAAAUAAAAAUGCAUGUACUCUAGCUA
Acanthisitta chloris (rifleman) is the source of this 860-nucleotide messenger RNA. Its product is annotated as GTP-binding protein Di-Ras2. Gene Ontology annotation, molecular function: GTP binding; GTPase activity; GDP binding. Gene Ontology annotation, biological process: signal transduction. The record is from RefSeq and is a predicted model, not a curated record. Gene Ontology annotation, cellular component: plasma membrane. The transcript has 2 exons. Bases 68 to 667 code for a protein of 199 amino acids. Lineage: Eukaryota; Metazoa; Chordata; Aves; Passeriformes; Acanthisittidae.